Messenger RNA from Amphimedon queenslandica, 2803 nucleotides. RefSeq names its product eukaryotic translation initiation factor 4B-like. The transcript has 7 exons. The record is from RefSeq and is a predicted model, not a curated record. NCBI's taxonomy places the organism in Eukaryota, Metazoa, Porifera, Demospongiae, Haplosclerida, Niphatidae. Bases 123 to 2654 code for a protein of 843 amino acids. Gene Ontology annotation, molecular function: RNA binding.
AAUUGAAUUUUAUAAUCACGUGACCGUUAAAUGUCCGCCACUAGCUGCACAUGGUCAUUGAAUUAAUUUCAAUAGAAGUGUCAAGUCCAUUAUUAAUAUAAUAGUCUAAUAAGUCUAUUGUCAUGUCUGAGCCAGGAGGCAAGAAGAAAAAAGGGAAGGGUAAAAGCCAAGCAAAGAAAGCUACAGUAUUGUCACUGAAUGAGUUUUUAGCUGACAGUCCCUCCUCUUCACCGGCAGCACCUUUUAGGACGAAGAGUUGGGCUGAUGAAACAGCUGAUCUUGAUGUUGAUGAUUCAACCUAUUGGCCUGAUGAUCGUCCUCCUAAGCCACGUGUUAAUCUAAGUACUUUACCUUCAGCUCCUCGUGCAGCUACAGUCCCUAAUAUUGACCCAUCCCGUCUACCUAAGAACCCACCAUUCACCGUAUUCCUUGGAAACUUGUCGUACGAAGCUAACGAAGAUGACAUUAGAAUAUUCUUUGAAAGAAAUAAAUUAAUAGUGACUACCGGAUCAGUACGUCUGGUGAGAGAUAAAGAUGGUCGCAUGAAAGGUUUUGGAUAUGCAGAAUUUGAGAACCUGUCCGACCUAAUGGAAGCACUGUCUCUAACUGGACUGAAUGUUAGAAAUCGGCCAUUGCAGAUUGAUGUAGCUGAAGGAAAAGGUGAAGGAGGUGGGGGCGGUUAUGAGGGGCGUCGCCGUUAUGAUGAAUCUGAUCGCACAGCCGGUGAUUGGAGGAGUGGACCAAGAGCUCAAUCUCCACCAUCUUCCCCUCCCUCUCGUAGAAACAGAUCAGACAGGUAUUCUCCUCCACGCGGCGGUAGAUAUUCCCCCCCUCGUGGGGGCAGAUAUUCUCCUCCUCGGGGCAGAUCUGACCGGUAUUCCCCUACCCGUGGGGGCAGAUCGGAUCGAUAUUCUCCUCCCCGUGGAGGCCGAUAUUCCCCUUCUCGUGGGGGCAGAUUUGAUCGAUAUUCUCCUCCCCGUGGGGGCAGAUCUGGUCGAUAUUCUCCCCAUGGUGGUUUCAGGUCAGACAGGCAUUCUCCUCCUCGUGGAAGGAGUAAUGAUUUUGGUGGUCGUGAUAGAUACCAAUCACCUAGGAGAAGGGACUUAUCCCCUGGACGUGAGUACUCACCCUCAAGAAACCAAAGGUCACCACAUAGAGACGAAUCACCAAGAAGAGAAGGCCAGGAUAGGGACUCUCCUCCUAUCCCAGAACGAAAUCGUUACCCACGGGAAACUGACAGUCCUUCAAAUGAAGACACUCCUCCCACUAGUAAUGAAGCUCCACCCACAACUACCGAUGAUAUAGAUUUGCCUGACAAUGAUAGACUGGUUGAUGGUGAAAAACAAGAUGACAAUGAGCCACAGGAAAAGGAAACAGUUAGAGAAGAGCAUCGAGAUAACAGAGAUGAUCGUCCAUACAACAGAGAUGGAGAGGAUCGUCCAUACAGAGAUGAUCGUCCAUACAACAGAGACGAUCGUCCAUACAACAGAGACAAUCGUCCAUACAACAGAGACGAUCGUCCAUACAACAGAGAUGAUCGUCCAUACAACAGAGACGAUCGUCCAUACAACAGAGACGAUCGUCCAUACAACAGAGACGAUCGUCCAUACAACAGAGAUGAUCGACGACAUGACAGGGAUAGAGAUGACCGUCCAUAUGGCAGAGAUGAUCGUUCGUACAAUAAUAGAGAUGAUCGACGAUAUAACAGAGAUAGAGAUGACCGUCGAUAUGAUAGAGAUGAUCGUCGAUACGAGAGAGAUGAUCGUGGUAGAUUUGGUUCCUCGUGGAGAGAAGGAGGAGGAGGAGGAGGUAGGCGUGGUCCAGGUGGUGAUAGAGGAAGAGACUAUUAUGGAAGCAGGAGGGACGAAGGAGGAGAUUAUAGGCGGAGUCCCGAGCCAGUUCGCGAGGAGAGAAGGAAAAUAAUACUACAACCGAGGUCCAAGCCAAUAGAUACCGAGCAGGAGAGUAGAUCCCCUGGUACGAUAUUUGGCGGAGCUAAACCUGUGGACACUGCCAAAAGGGAACGAGAAGUCGAAGAGAGACUGAAGGCAAAAGAAGAUGAGCAAAGAAGGCAAAGCGAAACAAAAAAGGUAUCGAUAUUUGGUGGAGCAAAACCAGUGGAUACACGUAAGAGAGAGAGCGAGAUCGAAGAGAAAAUAAGAUUGGCUAGAGAAGAAGCAGAAACUAAAGGUGACAAUGAGAGAAGAACAAGCGAUAGUGAUGCUAAAGUUUCUGAUGAGCCUCAGUCUAACGAGGAGACCAGUAAGGCAGAGGAUAAACCUCGCAAGUAUGACGGGCCAAAAUCAAGAAGAAGUGACGAUUCGGGGGGGCGUACCAGGAAAUUUGAAAACGACAGACCUCGUAGAGAAGAUACUGAUAGGCCACCUCGUAGGGAGGAUAAUAAAGGACGUGGCUUUGGAAAUAAGAGAGAUGUACGUGAAGGAGAGGUUUCUGUUAGAGGGCGGGGCAGGGGGCGAGGUAGGGGACGUGGUGGCAGUGAAAGACCAGAAAAAUCUCAGCCUUCUCAACCUAAGAAAUAUGAAGAACUGGAGAAACCUGAUUUUCAACAGAAGAACAGAUUUGCAUCACUAAUGGAUGAAGAUGAAGGAGAUUAUGAGAAGCAAGUGUCUGCUGGGGACGGACAACCGACUUAAAUUAAGUGUCGCAAAAUAAAGAGGAACAAAAAAACAAAUUUAAUUUUGCUAAAAUAAUUUUGAUAGGAUUAAAAAUUAAUAACGAAAGCUAUAAAAUAUUGUUAAUAAUUCUCUUUUCCUUGUUAAAAAAUAUGAUAGUAAUCUUUUAA